GUGGAAUCGUCUCGUGUGGGAAACGACCAAACCUCGAGGCCGGACCCCCGAGGCCGGACGCCUGAGGCAGGACCCCUAAGGCAGGACCCCUGAGGCAGGACCCCUGAGGCCGGCCACCACCACCACACUACAGGAAGCUGUUAUCUUCUGAGGACGCCAUAGACCACACGACAAAGGAACAUCAAGGAGGAGAAAUCUUGCCAAGACAGCGCAUCAACCUAUAGUUAUGGCAUUUUGCUCGUGGUUUAAGGAUGAAGUAUACAAGGACCAUUUUGAGCCAGGCAUUUAUGUUUGUCGUAAAUGUGGCCAUGAGCUAUUUUCAAGCAAAAUGAAAUACAAGCAUGGAACACCAUGGCCUGCAUUUGUUAAUACUAUAAAAAGUGAUUCGGUUCAGAAAAGAAAAGAGAGCAAAUUUGCAUAUAAGGUAUCGUGUGGGAAGUGUGGCAGUGGGUUGGGACAUGAAUUCUUGAAGGAUGGCCCUGAUGGAAAGACGUCACGCUUCUGAAUAUUUUCUCACUCCCUUAAGUUUGUUGAUAACAAAGAGGGAGAGAAAGAUCCAGCCAUGAAUGGUAAUGCACAAGAUGUUGGAAAUUCCUGAGGGCAGACAGGAAGCUGUAGCAGACCACAGCAGGCUAAUACUAACACAAAAAUAUGCAGUUUGCUCUAGAAUUGUUUUACCCAAGUUGAGAUUUUAAAAACCCAUUAUCUAUGAGUGAUAAUCAAAGUUAAAAUUUAUUUUGCAGCAUUAUCUCUUUAUAUUCACAACAAAAGUACAGUAUGCAAGUAUGUACAGUGUGUAUGAAACUACUGUAUACAUACUGUAUACAGUAGUUUCAUACCCAAAAAUUCUGGAGGAGCUUCUUGUGGCUCCCUGAAGGUAUCUCUCUGACAUGGCUUUUGACUAGGUCACAUCACAUCACCCAUGGAGUUCUGUUUGGCCUACCGGGGGAUCAGAACCAAAACCUGGCCUCCUCACAGAAGCAGAGAGCAGAUGCCACCACACCAGGAAAGCAUUCAGAAAGUCAACAAACUAAUAUAGGUCACUGCUGGGUUCAAAAGAAGCAAACCCUCAAAAUUGCCAAAGGAAUUCUCCAAACAAUGGAGACAAUCAAAUCUCUCGAAACUAGCACAAGUUUGUUAGCACAAACACCCCCCCUUGCCAUUAUGGGGGUGAGGGUUUGGUGGCCUGGUCUCAUCAUGCCUGUGUUGCCUUGGGUCAUCUCUCUUGUCCAGUUGUCUCUGCUUUAUCCUGAUUACAUGCCAUCUCUCCUCCCUGGUAAGUCCCUUGUGUUUCUUCUCCAUGGGUAGCUAGCUUCAGGAAGCCACAAGGGGUUCACCCCAAAAGACCAGCUUGGAAUGUAACGAAACUCCUCUUUCUGGGCGAGUCCUGGUGGCUUUCUGAUUCCAUUCCUCCCUUCCAGGUUCACUGGUUAUUGUUUGUGGUCUUUACAUAUGCUCCAGAACUGGCUUGGAAGGUUAGUGCUCUGGGCCACCAUCCCCCUUCCCUGUUACUGGUGGGGUGGUUAGUGCUAACAAGUUCGUGUUAGUUUCGAGAGAUUCGAUCAUUUGUUUACAUUGGUUGCGAGUUUUUUUGGCAGUUUUGAGGCUUCAGUUCUUUUGAACCCAGCAGUGGUCUAUAUUGGUUUGUUGACUUCUGAAUGAUAUCCCAGUGGGGUAGUGGAGUGUCACCUGCUCUCUUCACUUCUGUGAGGGGGGCCCAGGUUGUGGCUCUGGUCCCCAGAAGGCCAAACAGAACUCACGACUGAUGUAACCUUGCAGUUGGGAGCCAUCUCAGCAAGAUAGCUUAAAGGAGCCAUUGGGGCUCAUCCAGAAAGUAAUUUAAUUAUUCAAUGCUGGUUUUAUGUAGCCUAUUGUGGUAAAUAUUCUAAUACAGUAUUAUGUAAUUAGUUUUUAAAAAUUACUUUGCUUUACUCAAUCUUAAAACGUGUUCUUCAGGUAACUACAUUGUGUAAACUAUUGUGUAUUUAUUUAAUUUAUCUUGAUUUACACUCUGUAUUAUACAAAAUACCUUUAGCUUCCUAUUUUGUUUAUUGUUUAUUAAUGUAAAUACUUCUUGGAACAAGUUAUAUGAAUCAAUUUUAUGAAACUAUAAAGAUAAACUUGAUGCCAAAGUCUUUAUGGUGGAUGUUUCAUGAAGCUUAUUACUUGCUCCUCUUGCUUUAUGGGUUGUAUUAUUUUAUCAAUCAAAUACUUAUAAUACUCUACUCCAUUCUUCAUUAUUGUAUGAGUAUUUUAUGCAACAGUCUGGCUCAUUGUUACAAGACUCUUAUAUCAAAUAUGUAAUAUAUUAGUGCCAGGAAAUGAUUUUUCAUGUAAAAUGUUGUUUGGUUGAACAGAGCACAAAGUGCUGACUAAAAUGUUAACACACCAAGAUGAGAGAGUAUCACCCUUAGGAGUUGUAUAAAAUUUAAGAUACACCAGGCAAUUACUUGUAAAGUGAAAAGGUGAGGUAUUUAAUAUUUCAGACUACAGUAUAUAAAUCUAGUAGUAAUUUUGGAAUGGGGCAGCAAUAUUGACCUUUUCUAGACUGUUUGAUGGCUGCAGAUUUGUUAUUCUUUCUUCUAAUGUUUACUACUUUAAUAAGUUUGGCAGCCAUCAAGUUCACAAGACUUAGCUUGUGGUUUGUGUGUGAUGCAGUAUUGUUAGCAUACUUUGUCACAAUUACUGUCAUGCACUGUUUGUACACCCCUGCUAUGGUGAUCAUGAUAUCUUUAGUUCUGAGACCAGUCCAGAGCAUCCACUACAAUGAACACACACACACUUGUCAGAAGCAGAUCUCGUAACAAAAACUCGCUACAGCAAUGAUGUAUGCAGUAUGUUGUAGUAAUUGUGACUAUAUAGUAUACUCUGGAGAACUUUCAGAAACUUAAAUGAAAGGCUUAUGAACAUAAUUAAUUGUGAAGCAUUUACAAUAAGAAUGCAUAUAUUACUCAGAAGCCAGGAGCAAUAGCUGGCGAACUUUAAGGACAUCACACUUCUUAAUGAAAAGAACAUUAGAAGAAAGUGCAUAAAAUUUUCAGCCAUCAAACAUAAUACUACCAUUAACCCUUGGGCAGUGGCUAUGGAAAAAUUGUCAUACUGCCUAUGCAUAAAAAUUAAAACAAUAAUGCUUAAAAAUCUUUCUUUAUAGAAUUAUUAAUUUGUAUGAAAAAUUUAAGAAAACAUGAAAAUAAGUUAACAUUUCUCAUUUCACUGGGUGGAGGCACUCUGGAAGGGUGUGUGGUGGCUGUGUCCAGCACCUGUCAACACCUGGUGCUCAACUUUGCCUACGCUUCCUGUGUUAUCCUUGGAUGUUUCACUAACUGUUUUAUUACUCGUUUCUAUUUAUUUAUAUCCAGAGAGCUAUUAUAUCCAUAUUUGCAUCAUAUAUGUAAAACUCAGACAAUAAUUGUUUUAAAUUGUCUUGUGGCGAUAACAGCAUUGCCUUUUGAAUCAACAUUUUACGAUGACUGCUGCCCAAGGGAAAGGACAUAAUGCAGAAAAUUUAGCACUAUAUUAGUUUCUGACUUAACAACUAUCUUGAUAUACAGCACUAAUGAAAAGAAACAAAGUUGAGCAUAGACUUCAUUGAAGAUAUUUUGUCUGUAAGAACUUAAUCAAAUCUAGUAGAUACCCAGGGUUAAAUGCUUAUGAAGAGAGAUGUGAAGGUGGGAGGAAGCCAGAAAAACAGACUAUCAGCACAUUACAGUUUAUGUUUCUUAGGUAGCAAUCUAUUAAAUAUACAGCAGUUUUAUAAAAAGCUAAUUAUGCCCAUUCUUUAUAUAUUUGAAUCUGCACAUGUCAACUCUGAAGAUAAUAUAAAAUUGUUACAAAUGUAUUUAAAAUUUGUCAUAAAUAAAUUUUGUAUUACU
Procambarus clarkii (red swamp crayfish) is the source of this 3872-nucleotide messenger RNA. Its product is annotated as methionine-R-sulfoxide reductase B1-like. Gene Ontology annotation, cellular component: nucleus. NCBI's taxonomy places the organism in Eukaryota, Metazoa, Arthropoda, Malacostraca, Decapoda, Cambaridae. Gene Ontology annotation, biological process: protein repair. The record is from RefSeq and is a predicted model, not a curated record. Gene Ontology annotation, molecular function: L-methionine (R)-S-oxide reductase activity; peptide-methionine (R)-S-oxide reductase activity.